Molecule: messenger RNA, 3831 nt
Organism: Gossypium raimondii (Peruvian cotton)
Lineage: Eukaryota; Viridiplantae; Streptophyta; Magnoliopsida; Malvales; Malvaceae
Product: DNA ligase 4
Exons: 25
Coding region: 109-3654 (1181 amino acids)
Biological process (GO): nucleotide-excision repair, DNA gap filling; DNA recombination; double-strand break repair via nonhomologous end joining
Cellular component (GO): DNA ligase IV complex
Molecular function (GO): ATP binding; DNA ligase (ATP) activity; DNA binding
Source: RefSeq, a predicted model, not a curated record
AGUUUAAAUUCUCAAAGCUACAAAACUAAACCAGAAGCACCGUUCUCUCUAUUUCAUCUAACACCAAAAAAAAGAAAUUCAAACAACAAAGAAAAAAUUUUAAAUAAAAUGACGGAAGAAAUAAAGUUAAGCGUUGUAGUGAGUUUAUUCACAUGGAUCCAGAGGAGCCGACCGUCGGCGAAGCGGUCUAAGUUUCGUAAAUUCCUCGAUACGUUUUGUACACCUUCCGAUUACUUCAGUGCUAUGCGGCUUAUCCUUCCUUCACUCGAUCGAGAACGUGGAACUUACGGCCUCAAGGAGUCUGUUCUCGCAAUUUGCCUCAUCGAUGCUCUCGGCAUGUCGAGGGAUUCUGCUGAUGCUCUACGUCUUAUCAAUUGGCGCAAAGGUGGAGCUAAUACUGGUGCUAAUGCUGGAAACUUUGCUCUUGUUGCUGCUGAGGUUUUGCAGCGUAGGCAAGGUACGGUUUCCGGGGGACUUACUAUCAAGGAGUUGAAUGAGUUGCUUAAUCGAUUGGCUUCUGCUGAAAGCAGGGCUGAGAAGACUGCAAUCCUUGCUACUUUGAUUAAUAAGACAAAUGCACAGGAAAUGAAGUGGGUUAUCAUGAUUAUUCUAAAAGAUCUCAAGUUGGGAAUUAGUGAGAAGAGCAUAUUUCAGGAAUUUCAUCCAGAUGCCGAAGACUUGUUUAAUGUCACGUGUGACCUAAAAUUGGUUUGUGAAAAGUUAAGGGAUCGUACUCAGCGUCAUAAGCGUCAGGACAUUGAGGUUGGAAAGGCUGUACGCCCACAACUAGCUUUGAGAGUUCGUGAUCCAGCUGCUGCAUGGAAAAAGCUUCAUGGUAAGGAGGUAGUUGUUGAGUGUAAAUUUGAUGGUGAUCGCAUCCAAAUCCACAAAAAUGGAACAGACAUACACUACUACUCCAGGAAUUUUCUUGAUCAUUCUGAAUAUCAGCACGGGAUGUCAAAUAUUAUUACACAAAAUAUUUUGGUUGAUAGGUGUAUACUUGAUGGAGAAAUGUUAGUUUGGGAUUCCACUUUAAAUCAGUUUGCUGAGUUCGGGUCAAAUCAGGAAAUAGCCAAGGCAGCAAAAGAUGGCCUUGAUAGUGACAGACAGGUUUUGUGCUAUGUUGCAUUUGACAUUCUUUAUGUUGGGGAUACAAGUGUUAUUCACCAAAGUUUGAAGGAACGGCAUGAGCUUCUUCAAAAAGUUGUGAAGCCUUUGAAGGGUCGUUUAGAGAUUUUAGUGCCUAAUGGUGGUCUCAAUGCACAUCGUCCUCCUGGGGAACCUUGUUGGUCAUGUAUUGCUCACAGUGUGAAUGAUGUUGAGAGAUUUUUCAAGGAAACAAUUGAAAAUAGGGAUGAAGGAAUUGUAAUUAAAGACCUUAAUUCCAAGUGGGAACCAGGUGAUAGAAAUGGGAAGUGGUUGAAGUUGAAGCCUGAUUACAUUCGGGCUGGUUCUGACUUGGAUGUUCUCAUUAUUGGAGGGUAUUACGGCUCUGGGCGUCGAGGAGGAGAGGUAGCUCAAUUCUUAGUAGGCCUAGCAGAUCGUCCAGACCCCAAUGCCUAUCCCAGGCGAUUUAUAUCCUUCUGCAGGGUUGGUACUGGGUUGACUGAUGAUGACUUGGAAACUGUUGCAAAGAAAUUGAAGCCUUAUUUUAGGAAAUAUGAAUAUCCGAAGAAGAUGCAACCAAGUUUUUAUCAAGUUACUAAUCACUCGAAAGAGAGACCUGAUGUUUGGAUUGAAAGCCCAGAGAAAUCAAUCAUUCUUUCUAUCACCAGUGAUAUCAGGACUAUAAGGUCUGAGGUAUUUGCUGCGCCGUACAGCCUGAGAUUUCCACGUAUUGAUAGAGUUAGAUAUGACAAGCCUUGGCAUGAGUGCCUUGGCGUGCAAUCAUUUGUAGAACUGGUGCAUUCAAGUAAUGGUACCACUCAAAAAGGGACAGAACAGGAAAACCAGCCUGAUAGUAAAACAAAACACAAGGCACAUGCUAGAAAGGCAGACAAAAAGAAUGUCUCCAUUGUUCCUUCUCAUUUUAUUCGGACUGACACGUCCAGCGUAAAGGGAGAAACCUUAAUAUUUUCAAAUCUUAUGUUUUACUUUGUUAAUGUGCCUCCGACAUAUUCUCUUGAUUCAUUUCACAAAAUGGUUGUGGAGCAUGGGGGAAGGUUCUCGAUGAAUUUGAACAAUUCAGUUACUCAUUGUGUUGCAGCUGAAAGCAAAGGGAUCAAGUAUCAGGCAGCAAAGCUGCAUGGGGACAUUAUCCAUUACUCUUGGGCCUUGGAUUGUUGCUCACAAAAAAAGCUCAUUCCUUUGCAGCCAAAGUACUUCCUUUUUCUUUCUGAAUCAUCAAAGAUGAAAUUACAGCAAGAAGUUGAUCAAUACUUUGACCCUUACUAUUGGGACCUUGACCUUGUGGAUGUCAAACGGCUCUUAAACAAUAUCCAAAGAUCUGAAAACUCCAAGACAAUUGACUAUUACAGAGCGAAGUACUGUCCAAAUGAUAAAUGGUCCCUGUUUCAUGGCUGCUCUGUUUACUUCUACUCUUCAGCUGAGUCUCUGAAAGCUGAUUGGCAAGUCUUGCUGAAUCUAGCACUGAGGAGGUUAAAGCAUGAAAUUUUAAUGGGUGGUGGCAAAAUAAGUGAGAAUCUCAGCAAUGCUACCCAUUUGGUAGUCCUCUCAGUACCGGGAUUGGAUGUGGACUUUGACUCUUUUAUUAAGAGUUGUUCUUUUGAAGAGAAAAAUCUUGUGUGGAAAAAGGGGCUUCAUGUUGUCAGAUCUCAGUGGUUGGAAAAUUGCUUAGAGCAGGGACAGAAGUUGCGAGAAGACCAAUAUAGCUUGAAACCCAAUGAUUUUGAAGAAACAAACUUCGUAGAAAGCAAAUUGGACCAAAAUCUGGAAAAAUCCAAGCCAGAUUUCAACGGUGUUCAGAACAAGGGUACAUGUACUUCACCUGAAAGUAAAACAAAACAGAGAGGAGGCAAAGAUCACCCCGAAAAAUCAAUUUCAUCGGUUACACCUAGUCACGGGAACAGGAAGAGAAGACCUGCUAGCAAGAACACAAAGAAAGGAAAAACAGUUGUAACCCGAGCUCAAAGAGUACCAAGACGUCGUGGAAAGAUGUCUGUUAAGAUUAACGAAGAUGGGUCUGAGGAAAGUGGUUCUGAUGACAAAACAAAUGAGGAGAUAAAGAAGGGUGAAGGGUAUAAUACUGAAUGCUACAGAAUGGCCGGUAGGGAAAAUUUCGAGUUUCAUCAAAAUCAAGCAGCAGAAGAAAAUGCUAGCAUAAACUGGCCUAAAAAAGCUCACGAUACCGUGAUGUGUGAAACAAAUAAUGACCAACCUGGCAACAAAGCCGAGAAGUUCGACCAUAUGGAACUAGAUGAAGGGAAUUACGGCCAUGAGAUUUCAAACUCAGAAAAGCUAGAAGUUAUGGUCGAUCCGGUUCGCGCCAUGUUACUAGACAUGAUCCCAAGCCUUGGAAUAAAGCAUGUCAAAACCACAAAUUCUGUUGUCCAAAACGAGAAACCUCACAUGGAUAACGAUGCAGACAUUCGUGUCGUAGAGGACGAGAAACUAGAUGCCGAUUUUAUUCCACAGCCUCAAAAGAAAAAGAAAGUGAGUUACAAGGAUGUUGCCGGUGAACUACUCAAGGAUUAGUAAAAACGUUGUAUAUAUUAUAUUGCAUGGCAUUGUACAUUUUUAUAUUAUGCAUUACAUAAAUCCUAGGAGACGAUAGUAGUUGUAGGUCACCAUCGCACAAUACUUGGAUUGAGCCAUUGUAUACCUUGUUUCAUUUACACUCCAUGAGAUGAUGCAUUUAGCUUUGGCAAAGUA